Molecule: messenger RNA, 2949 nt
Organism: Fundulus heteroclitus (mummichog)
Lineage: Eukaryota; Metazoa; Chordata; Actinopteri; Cyprinodontiformes; Fundulidae
Gene: gata3
Product: GATA binding protein 3
Exons: 6
Coding region: 493-1818 (441 amino acids)
Biological process (GO): positive regulation of transcription by RNA polymerase II; regulation of epithelial cell differentiation; negative regulation of transcription by RNA polymerase II
Cellular component (GO): nucleus
Molecular function (GO): zinc ion binding; DNA-binding transcription factor activity, RNA polymerase II-specific; RNA polymerase II cis-regulatory region sequence-specific DNA binding
Source: RefSeq, a predicted model, not a curated record
AAAAAAAGAGUAGAGAGAGAGAGAGAGAGAGAGAGAGAAAGAGAGAGAAAGAGAGAGAGAGGGAGAGAGAGAGAGGGGGAGUUAAUGGAGAAAGCUACACGCAGAUUUGAUCAGAGUUGAACUUGCUGGUGCCGCUCAGCGCGCAGCCCAAACGGAGCUCUGCGCUACUUGUUGAACCGGCCUGCCUGAAAACUCCGCCGUCUUCCCUUCUUCAUGUUUUCUUAAACAUUUUUUUUUCUGUCUGAGAGGAAAAAGCUGAGGAACUUUGCGCCGGAGCGGAUUCCGUUUUGGACGUGUUUUGUGUGACAGCAGCGUUGUUUGCAUGCGUUGGUUCUGCUGGGGGUGAUCGGAAGCGGCCGCGGAACCUGUUGGAUUUAAAACCUAAACGGAUUUUGGACUGAUUUUAUUUAUUUGCUGCGUUUUUUUCCCCACAUGAACCUUUACUGAAGAACAGAAAUAAUCAGAUCAGGUUCGAAGAAAUAAGAGCGAGCGAUGGAAGUAAGUGCGGACCAGCCCCGAUGGAUGAGCCAUCAUGCCGCGGUGCUGAACGAGCAGCAUCCCGGCUCACAUCACCCGGGCCUCGGCCACUCCUACAUGGACCCUUCGCAGUAUCCGCUCGCAGAAGAUGUGGAUGUACUGUUUAAUAUCGAUGGACAGGGGAACCACGUCUCUUCAUACUAUGGGAACUCAGUCCGAACCGUCCAGAGGUACCCUCCUCCUCCUCCCGGUAGCCAAGUUUGCCGUCCCUCGUUACUGCACAGCUCUCUCCCCUGGCUGGAGGGCAGCAAAGGAAUCCCCCCGCACCACAGCAGCUCCCCCUGGAACCUGAGCCCCUUCCCCAAGAACCCCCUGCACCACGGCUCCCCGGCCAGCCUGUCCGUCUACCCCCCGGCCUCCUCCACCUCCCUGUCCACCGGCCACUCCAGUCCGCACCUCUUCACCUUCCCCCCUACCCCUCCAAAAGACGUGUCUCCGGACCCGGGCAUAUCCACCCCGGGCUCAAGCAGCUCCGGGCGCCAGGAGGACAAAGAGUGCAUAAAGUACCAGGUGACACUGGCCGAGAGCAUGAAACUGGAAUCAGCUCACAGCCGGAGCGUGGCGUCAAUCGGAGCAGGCUCAGCCUCUGCCCACCACCCCAUCGCCACAUACCCACCCUAUGAAUACGGCCCAGGCCUCUUCCCACCAAGUAGCCUGAUAGGUGGGUCAUCUUCUAGUUAUGGUUCCAAAACGAGACCAAAAACAAGGUCCUGUUCAGAAGGCAGAGAGUGCGUGAACUGCGGGGCCACGUCCACUCCGCUGUGGAGGCGGGACGGUACGGGCCACUAUCUGUGCAACGCCUGCGGCCUCUAUCACAAGAUGAACGGGCAGAAUCGCCCUCUCAUCAAGCCCAAGCGGCGGCUGUCUGCAGCCAGGCGGGCGGGGACGUCCUGUGCAAACUGCCAGACGACAACGACAACGCUGUGGCGGAGAAACGCCAACGGUGACCCGGUGUGCAACGCCUGCGGCCUCUACUUCAAGCUGCACAAUAUCAACCGACCUCUGACCAUGAAGAAGGAAGGCAUCCAGACCCGGAACAGGAAGAUGUCCAGCAAGUCCAAGAAGAGCAAAAAGUCCCAGGACAACAUGGACGACUUCUCCAAGAGCCUCAUGGACAAGAGCAGCUCAUUCAGCCCGGCCGCCCUGUCCCGCCACAUGUCCUCCUUCCCCCCCUUCUCGCACUCCAGCCACAUGCUGACCACCCCCACACCCAUGCACCCGUCUUCCAGCCUCCCCUUCGCCCCGCACCACCCUUCCAGUAUGGUGACAGCCAUGGGUUAAGCCCCCCCCCCCCCCACCUGACCCCGGGCUUCCCCGCCACCGCCACACCUUUCGGUACCUCUGCUCCAGACUCCUCUCCGGUUUGAUCCAAGCGGGAUCCUCUAUCCUCGCUUCUAUCUUAUUUUUUAUAAAAACCCAAGUGUACCUCUGCGAUGUAAAUGCUUUGCAGACUUGAACUGACUGCGGCGCGCUGACCUCUGGAGGGGGGAGGGGAGGGGGGGCGGUUUGUGUUUUUCCCCUCUGAGCCAGGAGAGAACGGACAUUUCUCCUUGACCCCACCCAACCAGGAGCUCCAUUUGUGUAUAAAAAGCCAUUCCUCCACCAAAAGAGGAGCGCCCGCUCCCUUCAGCCGCACCUCCUCACCUUCUACCUGUAAGACAGGAACCCCCAUCCCUCGCCGCUUCCUCCCUUCCUCCUCUGGUCCAGCUGAAGACCAGGAGAGACUGAUCAUAUUUGUACAAAUUGUAUGAAAUACAGUACAUUUAAUGAAGACUUUUUAAUUAAGUGAGAGAGAAAAAAAAAGGAGACUUGCCCUUGGGCAGCUAACGACAAGAAGGGUACGAUUUGCUCGCCGCCGGACGAGGCGCGGUGGAAGGAGUUCUGCAGGAGGGUGAACGAGCCGGAGGGAAAGACUUUGAGACAGGGCAGGCCUCAGAUAUCGCCUGCAUGAAAUGUGUCGCAUUAAGUUUGCAGAGAGUCGCCGCCUCUCUCUUUAUUUUAUUCAACGUUUUUUUUAUUUUAAUUUUAUUUUUUGGAUGUGCUAUACGUCUCGGGCAAUUGGUUUGUGUUGAAGCGCGCACGUACACACGCACACACAUGCACACAUGCACACACACACAGCAUCACCUGAAAGACUCUCUUUCUACCCCACAGAUUAUAUGCAUUGUGAAAAAAAAGUUCCUGUAUUUGUUAUUUGUAUGUAUAAAUCAGAGUACCAAAAAUACGAAAGAAACAAAGAUGUAGAAUUAUUUCUUUAUGUUAUGCAGACUGAAUGGUUGUAAAAAAUUAAUAAUAAUCACUAGUGUAAAAUAUGACUGCUUUUUUUUUUGUUUCGUAAAUUUUUUUUUUGUUUAUUUUUUUUUUUUUGCUCUUUGAAAAUAAUAAACUAGUUUAAUCUCUGUUGACAUGUUA